Molecule: messenger RNA, 2336 nt
Organism: Drosophila pseudoobscura
Lineage: Eukaryota; Metazoa; Arthropoda; Insecta; Diptera; Drosophilidae
Gene: PGRP-LC
Product: Peptidoglycan recognition protein LC
Exons: 4
Coding region: 549-2156 (535 amino acids)
Biological process (GO): peptidoglycan catabolic process
Molecular function (GO): N-acetylmuramoyl-L-alanine amidase activity; zinc ion binding
Source: RefSeq, a predicted model, not a curated record
CGAUCCGCCGUGUGAUCGGAUCGCCCGCUCAGUCGAUCAGAGUCAUUCGAACGCGCCGCUGCUCGACAAUUUCAUCUUUGGCGCGCAAUAAAAUUACAAUAAAACGAGUCGCUGAUUAUUUUACAACAUCUAUAUAGUGGUACAAAUAUUUACAUGUACAUAUGUGCUGCAUUCGAUUCGCGUCGGCCUUUUGGAAAUUGGAUUAAAUUAUUGUAUAAAGUCUGGUAAACUCAAGUAAAAAAGUGCACAAAGAUAAACAUCAAAGACAUAAUCAAACAAAGAGAAAAUUUCAAACAGAAUUUCAACUGAGUAGAGAUCAAAUGUUACUGUUUGCAGAUGCUCAUAAUGUGAUGUGAUAUUUGCCAAAAGCCUUGAGCCUCCAACAGUGUCAGAAAAUCCGAUACCACAAAAAGAACAAGUUCUGAAUGUGCAAAAAUGUUCUCCCAAAUCUGAGGGAGGAGGGAUGCUAAAUAGCUAAACCAACAGCAGCAGAACACGAAACCGAGAGAGACAGAGAGAUAUCCCCAGAGUCAAGUUCUGAUUACGCGAUGCAUGUGAAUUAUAAAAGGAAUAUGAACGGGCAGCCGUUGAGUGCCGAUAUGAGCAAUCGGAUCAUUAAUCUGACGACUGGCAAGAACUGCAGCACUUCAUCCACAGAUUCUGGUGUCAUACUCAUCGAUAAUGUGCCUAACUUCAAGGCUGAGGGACCAAUGACCAAAGAUACGAGUAGCAGCAGCGAUGAGGAGCCCCAGUCAAGACCCAAGGCGGAAGCGAAUACGAAGUCACAGGAUCCCAAGCUCAUUAGCAUCGAGCAUACAAUAAAUAUCAGUCAGAGUAAAGGGGCUAAGACCUCGCCCACUCUCUCCAUUCGGAGUACGACUAUCUCGAUUGUGUCCAUCGAUGAGAAUGCCCUCGAUUCCAGCUGCAUUGAUAGCGACUCCGAUGUCGAGGGCAGCCACGAUGACUGCACGGUCCAGAAGCUAGGCCAGCAGAUCAGUUACCCGCCCAACUGCAGCUCCCAGCUUCGUGACCUUAACCAGGGCCUGACCCUAAUCAGUCGUCAGGUGACACCGGGCCAGACCGAAGUGCCGCCACCCACAGCCUCCGAGGCUGGGGCCAUGGCCAAGCAGCUGCUCAACGGGACCCUGGCCUUGGCCACCCCCACCCAAACCGGGCCCAAUUCGCCGCAGGGCAUCGGCAGCAUAGCGCUGACCAACUCCACAGACGUGACCUUCGGGGACAAGCACUUCUAUGAGGGUCCCGUCACGAUACAACAGUUUCUCAUCGACAAUCGGGACAAGUGGAAACCCGGCGAUUGCGCCGAUGGCGGUUUGGGCGCUGGCCAAGAUAAUCCCGCCUUCAAUGGUCGCCCCCAGGCGAAUGGCACUCCAGCGGGUUCCAAGCUUGAUGAUCCUGGUCAGCAGGCGCCUAUGCUCUGUCCGUAUCUGCCAAAUACCAUAAGUCGCAAGGCCAUCAGCAUAACGGUGGCAUUUGUAUUGUUAACAACACUAUUGGGCAUCAUAUUGGCCACCACAACGAACCUCUUUGGCAAGACGUUGAACAAAAGUAAGCUCGGUGAUGUUCUCGACGAUUCCAGACUAAAUAUUCCAAUCAAUUCAACAAUAGAUCAAGACAACAUUGGCGGCGGCCUGAUCCUGCGUUUUGUUCACCGUCAAGCCUGGCUGGCCCAGCCGCCGCAGAAGACCCUGGCCGAUCUCAUGCUUCCCGUCUCCCUGGUCAUCGUGCUGCCCACCAAUUCCGACAACUGCAGCACACAGGCCCAGUGUGUGCUGCGUGUACGCCUGCGUCAGACGUUUGACAUUGAGUCCCUUCAGGAGGACGACAUUGCCUUCAACUUUGUGAUUGGCGGCGAUGGCAAUGUGUAUGUGGGUCGUGGCUGGAACCAGGUGGGGGCCCACAUGAGUGGCUACAAUGUACGGAGUUUGAGCUUCGCGUACAUCGGCUCGUUCCAAAACCAGAAGCCGUCGGCCAAGCAGCUUAGCGUCACCCAUCUGUUGCUCGAACGUGGCGUCAGUCUGGGCAAGAUUUCCCCCAAUUACCGCCUUACGGGUGCGAGCAAACUGGAGCCCAGCAUCACCGAAUACAAGGCCGAUCAACUUUACCAGAGCUUUAGCAAUUGGACGCACUGGUCGUGAUUAGGUUAGGCCAUUUACUAGCACUAGUACGAGUACAUAUGUAUUGUAUAUUUGAUAUUGUAAUAUAAUUUCAUCCUUCUCCUUCUUUAAUGUGUGGCAUAUACAAUUUAGCUAGACUUACGAUUCGCUCGAAAUCUGAAGAAAAUGUGAUAUUAUAUGAAAACCAAAAGCAAAAAGCGA